CCUGCCUGAGAUGCUCAGAGACAGAGACCAUGAGCCUUGAAAAGCACUAUAUUGUUUUGUGAUGUCACCUCUGGAAUGUUCUGAGUGUUUUGGUGACCAACUUCUGCAUAGGACCUAUACCUGGCACCUAACAUUGCACUCAAGGCCACAUUUUACAAGAAAAAGAGAUACCAGAUCUGAAAGCCUAGAAAUUCCAAUCAAUGUGGUUCUACCUCAGAGGGGCACGGCCGAGCCCUUCCUGAGGCUCCACAGCUUGUACUCCAGCCCGCGCUGCCCCAGGCAGGCCGCCCUGCCCAGGCCGGGCCGCCGGGUGGUCAGCCAGCACUCCUACCCGCUCAACCGCUUCUCCUCGGUGCCCCUGGACCCCAUGGAGCGCCCCACCUCCCAGGCGGACCUCGAGCUGGACUACAACCCUCCCCGCGUGCAGCUCAGCGACGAGAUGUUCGUGUUCCAGGACGGGCGGUGGGUGAACGAGAACUGCCGCCUGCAGUCGCCCUACUUCUCCCCCUCGUCGUCCUUCCACCACAAGCUGCACCACAAGCGGCUGGCCAAGGAGUACCUGCUGCAGGACGAGAACAAGUGCCUGCGGGAGGAGAACCGCGCGCUGCGCGAGGAGAACAAGACCCUCCGCAAGGAGAACAAGAUCCUGCAGGUCUUCUGGGAGGAGCGGAAGCUCUCGCCGGGCCGCGAGGACAGCCGGGCCGCGUCGCCGCUGCUGCGCAAGGACAGCGCGGCCCAGGAGGCGGCCAAGAAGGAGCCGGCGCUGCAGGGGCGCCGCAGCAAGGAGAACAGCGCCCUGCGGCUCCUCCGCGAGGAGAACCGCGCCCUGCAGCAGCUGCUGGAGCAGCGGAAGGCCUACUGGGCCCCGGCCGAGGAGAAGACCGGCCCCGCGGAGGAGAGCAACCCGGCCCCCUCGCCCCUCGAGGAGCCGCACGGCCCCGGGCUGCUGCCGGACGCGGGCGCGGGCCUCUCCCCCUUCGAGGAGCCCAAGGGGCCGGCGAGCCCGCAGGACGACGCCAAGACGCUGCGCGCCCUGCGCGAGAUGGUCAGCAACCUGGCGGGCUCCUCCCGGGAGGAGGAGAGCAAGGCGGCCGCGGGCCUGGCGGACGGCAGCCAGCCCCUGGAGCUGCUGCGGGAGAUGAACCAGGCGCUGCAGGCCCUGCGGGUGGAGAACCAGAGCCUGCAGGUCCUGCGCGAGGAGAACCGGCUCCUGCAGGAGGAGAACCGCGCCCUGCACGUGCUGCGCGAGGAGCACCGGCUGUUCCAGGAGGAGAACAAGGCGCUGUGGGAGAACAACAAGCUGAAGCUGCAGCAGAAGCUGGUCAUCGACACGGUGACCGAGGUCACCGCCCGCAUGGAGAUGCUCAUCGAGGAGCUGUACGCCUUCAUGCCGGGCAAGAACAAGGACCCCAAGAAGCCCCCCAGGGUCUGAGGCCGCCAAGGCGCGCAGGGGCACCGAGCUGGGGGCACAGCGUAUUCGGCAGAAGAAAACCUCCUGCCUUUAGUUUCCUCGCCUGCCUUCACCCACUAGCUCGUGCCUGUUGAGCAGAACGAUCGGCCUUCCUAAACUCAGAGCAGUAAUAAAGGCGAGAGGAGGCUGGGUCCAGUUAA
Messenger RNA from Eptesicus fuscus (big brown bat), 1611 nucleotides. RefSeq names its product chibby family member 2 (gene CBY2). The transcript has 3 exons. The record is from RefSeq and is a predicted model, not a curated record. Lineage: Eukaryota; Metazoa; Chordata; Mammalia; Chiroptera; Vespertilionidae. The coding region runs from base 62 to 1432 and encodes 456 amino acids.